This is a messenger RNA of Sitodiplosis mosellana (orange wheat blossom midge), 2916 nucleotides long. It is a transcript of the gene cad, whose product is annotated as homeotic protein caudal. Gene Ontology annotation, biological process: cell differentiation; animal organ morphogenesis; embryo development. The transcript has 2 exons. Bases 483 to 1664 code for a protein of 393 amino acids. Gene Ontology annotation, molecular function: DNA-binding transcription factor activity, RNA polymerase II-specific; RNA polymerase II transcription regulatory region sequence-specific DNA binding. Gene Ontology annotation, cellular component: nucleus. The record is from RefSeq and is a predicted model, not a curated record. NCBI's taxonomy places the organism in Eukaryota, Metazoa, Arthropoda, Insecta, Diptera, Cecidomyiidae.
AAAUAGGCUUUGACAUGAAUUGAUGCUUAUUUGAAUUUUACCUGAUGCAGCAAAACGGUAUCGUCGUUCUGCGAAUUGAGUUCAGUUUAGCCGUAAACGUAGACUCAGUCACUGCUGUCACAUUGUGCUCUCGCCGCACACACAAUCGACACAAAAGUUGAACAGAAUAGAGAGAGAAAAAAAUCUGUUUGUUGUUUUCUUUUUUCUGAAUCCAUUCAUUUAAACAAGAGCUACAAACGUAUAAGCAUCAUUAUUUCCGAAUAAAAUCACUGGUGAUUUCAAUUGCAUGCAGUGUAGUUUUAGUGUGAAAAAAAAUUGAUUAAACGACGUAAAAAAACGAACACUUGAUGAAAAAAAACAAAAUCGUGUGCAUAUAAAUAGAAACAUUUCGAGAGAUAGUGUUCAAGCAGCGAACAAAACAGUUUGAGUUAACAAAGACAAAUAUAAUUAAAGAAAAAAUAAUCGAAAAAAAAACAAUCAAAAUGGUGUCGUUACCGUAUCCGUUAGUGUAUAGUCAAAAGCAUGGAUCAAAUUUGCCAUAUUCAUCGACAGCACCGGCUUGGCCUUAUCCAAAUUAUACAUCACAUCAUACGCCACAUCAUCCAAACAAUCAAUUUAUGAAUGCGGCACCUACACCGUUUGGCUCUGGUUUGGAUUCAGAUGCGGCGGCAGCUUCGUUUUAUCACCAACAUAUGUUGACACAUUCAUCAAGCCCCGACUGGGGACACGAUAACUACAAUUUAUCAACACAUAACUCGCAAUUUUUCGCCAACGGAAUGACACCGCCGUCAAGUUUGCACUUGAGCCCAACGAUAAACAGCCAUCACAGUUCAAACAGUGGAAAUGCAAGCAACGGUGACAAUUUGCAAAAUGGCUUGCAAAAUAUUCCACCGUCACCGCCGAUCACCGUCAAUUCAGCAUGCAGCGAAAUGUCAAGCCCAGGCAUUGGAUCAAACGGAGGAAACGGCGGUGUUAUUGGCAAUGGUGACGCUUCGCCCAGUAUGACAUCGAAUAAUAAUUUGUCACGACCAAAAUCACCGUACGAUUGGAUGAAAAAACCAUCAUAUCAAAGCCAACCAAAUACAGGAAAAACCCGUACAAAGGACAAAUACCGUGUGGUUUAUACCGAUUAUCAACGUUUGGAACUCGAAAAAGAAUAUCACAUGUCACAUUACAUAACGAUUCGCCGAAAAUCGGAGCUGGCCCAAUCGUUGCAAUUGUCGGAGCGUCAGGUGAAAAUAUGGUUCCAAAAUCGUCGUGCAAAGGAUCGCAAGCAAACGAAAAAGCGUGAUGGACCCGUGAUGGGAAGCGGUGGAAUUUUAACGAAUGGACUCAAUUCAAAUGUUAGCCUCUCGUUGCAACACCAUCACGGCAUGGGCAAUGGUCCGUCAAGCCUUGGUGCCAGUUCAAUGUACGGUUCACUCGAUAUCAAGCCGAAAUUGGAGCCAGGUCUUUUGCCGCCUAGCCAUCAUUCGCACAACUAUGGGCAUUUGCAUCAGGCACAUGCUUCUCAUCCAAUGCAUCACCUAAGCACAAUGGGCAUGAAUCUAUUGCACCAAAGUCACAUGCAUCAUCAUCAUUCAGCAGCAUCAGCCUUACCACCAACACCAAUUUCAUCAUCGCCGGCCACAAGUAUCCAAUCUCAGGCACACUUAUCCUCUUAAAUGAUUCUUUGUUUUUUUUAUCUAUCACACAAUCGUCAACACAGAGAGAGGAACAAACGUCAUGCGAUAUUUGUUAAUUGAAUGUUGUUGAUUUUAAGUAACGAAAUUCAAAAGUUGAACAAAAAAAAAAUUGUUAUUUUAAAAUCCUAAAAAAUAGAGAUAAAAAAUGAUGUCCGUUCCAUAGUCCACUAGUUUGAAAACUUCGAUGAUAUCUCUUUGAUUUCAUCGAAAUGAAAGGAAUGAUUUUUAGCAUUUAAUCACGUUUUUUUUUUCCUUUUUUUAAUCUUAAAAUCUUUCGAUUAACACAGUGUUUUUUCUAUUAAGUUUCAUUAUUUUUUUUUAUUUUGUAACAGUUAACAAUUUAUGUUUCAAAAUCGAAGUGCAUUAUUGAAUUUAAUACGGAAUGAAACACAUCAAUUCUGUGUGUGCAUAUUUCGCUAUUCACCACAUUUUUGUUUGGUGAACAAAAAAAUAUCGAUUUCUUGUUUGAAAGAAGAAAAAAAACAUUAAAUGCAAUGAACAAAAAAAAACCUGUAAACGACAAAGGCCAGGGGUUAAAGACGUGGAAUCGAAACAAAACCGACCACAUCAUAAUUUUUUUUCUAGCAAUUAGCAUAAAUGUGAAAAGCAGAAAUUAAACUUCUUCAUUUAAACUACUUUGUUUCUUUUUGAAUAAAAACAAAACAAAAAAUAAACUUGAUAGAAUAAUAAAACUUAAGUGCAAUUAUGUAGAAAGCAGUAGAGUGUGCAACAACAACAACAAAAGAAUAACUCACAAACAAUAUGAGAUAAGGAUAUAUAUGAAAACUAAAUAAUUAACCAGCAAAAUGUUUUGAGAAUGUUCAAAAUCCGAACGUAUGUUGAUUCACUUGAAUCACAAUUAAGCGCAAUUUAAUCACAUACUUGAAAUAAUUAGGAUUUGUAUGGAAUAAGACACAUUGAGCAUGUAAAAUGUGUAAGAAAUGAUUGUAAAUUGCCAUUAGAUUGGCUCAUUUUUUUGAUUGUAUACAACGAACAGACACAUGAAUUGGCAACACGAAACUCAACAUGUGCUACAAAUUCACAAAAGGCACACCAACACCUUGGCUUGCUUGCUUUUAGAUUUGGCACCAUUUCCAUUUUGGUUCACCGUGACUGUACAAUUACAUUUUAGCAAAAUAUAUGAAUAAAUCGAAGAAAAAAAAAUUCAAUUGCAUGUAAACUAUCCAAUGAAAAUUCAUAGAAAAUCAAAUAAAACAAUAAAGAAAAGAAA